GUUAUAAGCUUUAAUGUAAUACGUAGUUCAAAAUAGUAAUGUAAAAUGUCGUUAAGAAACUGAUAUUUGUGUAAAGUUUGGUGAAAUAAAGCAACCUGUGAUGGUGUCCUAUUUAAAUUUAAUAAAUAAUUAUGUACGAAACUAGUAGCAAAAAUGCUCCCUCUGCCGACAACUGGUGUACUGUCAUUCUUCUCCAGUUUUAUAUUUACUAUGUCUUUAGAUAAGUUUGUAUGUAAAAGGAACCCCAACGUUUUCUUCAAGCUUAGGGUGAAAGAAUCGUACACAGUAUUGUCUGGUGUAUCUAUACUUAUAAACAAAGGGGUGUCCUAUCUUUUUGAUUCUUUAAAUUUAAUCGGCCCAAUGGGAAUUCCAAUUGCAAGACCGAUCGGCCCAACGGGAAAAUCCCAAACAAAACAUUAUUUUAGGAGACUAACUCACGAUGACAGUUACUUUUAAAUAAUUGCAAACUUAUAACUUUAUCACUGUGUAAUCUAACAAAUGAUAACACACUAUACGAUUUGCAGGUACAGUACUAACUCACUUUUAUACAAGUUUAGUCAAUACUCGCGCUCUUUAGUAACAAUAGUGUGCGUCACACAAAUGGGUGUAGUUAAAGAUUAUUUUAAAUAUCAACUACAAUGGCAAAUGUUUAUGUUGGAGCACGAAGAUGUUUCCGAUUUCUACUUGAGCCCCUUCCAAAGAAACCGAUCGGCUGUACCCUUGCUCUUUGUAAGAGCGAUCAUAUGCUUGGGGUGUGUUGGCAUAUUAAUAUCGUCUGUGAUAUAUGACAUCAUGCCGUUUGGCUAUUGGCCUAUAUUUUUAACACAUUGGGGAUUAAUUUUGAACACAAUUGAAGCCGCUUUCGGAGUUAUUGUGUCCGCAAGGGCGUAUCUACGUGGACCGAUCGAUGCAACAUUUGGACUUCCUCGAUACGUGAAAAUGUACUGGGCUAUGACUAACAUAGCAACUGUUGUGGCGUUUUUUAUUACCGUAUUUUACUGGUCAUUUCUAACUGGUGAAGUCGCUGAAGAUUCAGAUAUGAACAAGACAGUAAACGUGUUUGUACAUGCGGUGAACACGGUCUUAAUGCUAUCGAUGCUGCUGUCGUCGCGGCAGCCGCUGAACCUGCUCCACGUCUACCAGUCUGUCUCCGUGCCCCUCAUCUACCUCAUCUUUAGCCUCAUCUAUUACUACGCUGGUGGAACUAACCCACUUACGGGAGGCUCCUACAUAUACCCACCGCUGGACUGGUCGCAGCCUGGCAUUGCCUCAAUAACAGUAGUACUCUCUUUAGUCCUCUUGAUAGUUAUACAUGCAGUGUGUGUGUUGCUGACAUUCGGAAGAGAUGCUCUCGGUCGUCGAUUAUUGAGAGACAACAAAUAUCCCGUAACCAACGAUAGCUACGGAAACUUUAGGGCUCCGUAAGAUCUUUAAUGAAAGAAGAGAAAUUAGGAAGAAAUGAAACUACCUGUCUAACAAUUUUAAAGGUUUAACUGCUUAUAAUAGUAUUUUUUGAAAUAGGCUUUUACCGCGAGGAAAGUAAAUGUUUUGUUUUGUUGGAGAUUGUCUAGGUGUGUGUCGGGAAAAACUAUGUACUGUAUAACUCAUGA
Messenger RNA from Papilio machaon (common yellow swallowtail), 1610 nucleotides. Its product is annotated as protein rolling stone. The transcript has 4 exons. The coding region runs from base 499 to 1425 and encodes 308 amino acids. Gene Ontology annotation, cellular component: membrane. NCBI's taxonomy places the organism in Eukaryota, Metazoa, Arthropoda, Insecta, Lepidoptera, Papilionidae. The record is from RefSeq and is a predicted model, not a curated record.